AUGUGUCACUCUGCCACUGGCACCCUAAGCCCUACCACCAUAACCGGACUUAGGGAUGCUCCUACUGGAUAUGCUGCAGCCCAGUCCAUUGAGAGACUCCUGGGCCUGCAAGAUAACAACUGGGUGCUGCUCUGCAAUGGACCUGGUGGGGGCAGGGGCUGGGCUGACAGGGAGGAGGGGAAGUGA
Messenger RNA from Pipistrellus nathusii (Nathusius's pipistrelle), 186 nucleotides. The record is from the annotation of a GenBank genome assembly. Lineage: Eukaryota; Metazoa; Chordata; Mammalia; Chiroptera; Vespertilionidae.